Athalia rosae (coleseed sawfly) is the source of this 3648-nucleotide messenger RNA. RefSeq lists its product as uncharacterized. The coding region runs from base 111 to 1163 and encodes 350 amino acids. The record is from RefSeq and is a predicted model, not a curated record. Lineage: Eukaryota; Metazoa; Arthropoda; Insecta; Hymenoptera; Athaliidae. Gene Ontology annotation, cellular component: nucleus. Gene Ontology annotation, molecular function: transcription regulator activity. The transcript has 2 exons.
UGAUAUAGAUAUAGAUAUUAUUUAAAUAUUGAAAAUACGGUGCAACACUAACAAACGUCUAUGGUUAACGAACAGUCCAAGAUGCUGUCAUCAGUGCUAGCGAAAUAAUAAUGUGGUGCGACGUUAACCAGAGUUGUGCAAUGAUGGGUCUGCAGGCGACAGCAGGAAAACGAAAGUUGGAGGGAAGCGUAGGCUGCACAGAGUUCGAUAUGGAUAUGGGCGAGAGUCCGUCCAAGUUGGGACGUGUCGAAGGUAGUUGGUGGGCGAUGGAGGAUGGUUACACGCCGCCCUUGAGCCAAACGCCCCCGUCUUACUACGAGAUGGAAAUAUCAUCACCCCCCUGUCUUCAGGGUAGCAAUCCCUGCCAACCCGCCCCGAGUCCACCGCCACCUCCGCAGCUUCACCAUCCGCAGCACUACUACCGUGGUCCUGGUAACAACGGUUACAACCAACUUUCCAGGCCUCAACCUCAGUGGGGAACGCCGCAACACCACUAUGAGCCACCAACGAUAAGGAGGGAAGAAAAUGGGAAAAGUUACCUUGAGCUCGGAUCGAGUUAUCGUGCAAACGAAAGGUGUUGCGAGGGUUCGAGAACGAGUUGGUGCAGGAGAGGAAGAGCGUGUUACAGGCAAAGGAGGCUCGCGGUCCUUAAUAUUUCAAUGUGCAAACUAGCGAGGUAUAGACAAUUUCCCGAUCCAAGUUUGCACCGUUCUGUCCUCAUAUGCAACACCCUCAGGCAUUUAGAACGUGAAAUGGAAAGGGAUAGAAGUCCACCGCCGAUGGAACCCGUGAUUCCAGCACCUAUUGCUCAAUUACAACCCCCCGAACAGGGGAGGUUAACCCCCUUUCCCCUACCCCCGACAUCAUCGGGCGAAACAGACGCCGACUCCGGCAUCGGAGACAGCGACGAUAGCCGGUCCAUAAACUGGGGUAGUGUUUUGUCUCUGUCGAGUCAAUCGCCCCUCGAUCCUCUGAACAACAACGAACUGCUCGACGUCGACAUUGGUCCUGAUCUAGAAGACUUUAUGCCGGGAUGGAAACUCACGCCACUUUCCGCCGACGAUAUUCUAAGGAGUACAAACGGUAUACAGGAGCAGUCUUCACCCUCGAACCCCGCCAAUUGUAGCAGUACGCACGAGUCCCUCAUGUGCGUUGGUUCAUAGCCUCCGAUAUUGACGUCGUUGAGUCAUCUCAUCGAUUUUUAUCCCCUCAAUCCCCAAGUAACUAAUCUCCCAAAGUCUUUAAUACCCUCUUAGAGAUGAUUUUUAUUUUCUUUUUUCCUAUCUUUUUUCUUUUUCUCAUUGCGGCGCUGCACUGUUAUUGUAAAAAACAAAAAAUUAUAAUUAAAUUAAAUAAAACAUGCGACAAGCUGAAAUGGAGAAAAAAAAAUACUAUUUAUAACGCGCGGAUCACUCUCACGCGUCUAUAAAAACACAUGAAAUGAAAAUCAAUGGGAUUCACAAUUAUCGAUAUUAUAAACAUUUAUAUAUAUAUAUAUAUAUAUGCUGUACGCAUCGUCGUAUGAUUCUAUUACAUGGCAUAUACUAUAUGUAUACAGGUAUAGUUUGUUAUUCAUGUCAAUUAUUCAGUCGAUUUUUAUCAUUGAUUAUUGAAAUGAUUUAUUUUUCUUUUCUCGUCUUCUAUACUGGGUUAUUGAUUCACGAAACACCCUGCUGAAUUAUAUUAUAAACUGCAAGCACUAUUGUAACUGAAAAUUUUUCCACCCGAUAUACAUACAGCGAAUUAUUCGAUGAUUUGAUCGAAUGUUAUGAGAACCAACUUUUUAACCCUAAAAGAAAAAACAAAAACAAUUACACGAACGAAAAAUAAACUCUACGAUGGAAUGAUUUUUAAUACACCUGCUAAGAUAACGAUUGUACUAACGAAAUUCACUCGAUCAAAUCUGGGACAAUCCGUAGUUUGCAAACAAAAAAUAAGGUAAAUAAGAAAAAAAGAAGAAGACAAUAGAAAUGAAAACGAUAAUGAAUAAAAAUCACAUGAAUGAAAAUAUGAGUAUAAUUGUCAUCCGUAUAUAAUAUAUAUUAUAGGAAAAAAAAAACAACUGGAAGUUGAGUUUCGAUUAUUAUAAUCGUAUAUAUAUAGCCAUUGCGGCUGAUACCGUGGUGCUUUUAAGACUUUGGCCCCCGGGCCGGCAAUGUGGUAGAUAAGAGAAAAAGAAUAAAAAUAAAAAUAAUUAUUAUAAUGAUACCCAAGUCCUUAGCAUGAAUUUUCAAUCCUUGUAUAGUUUAAUCAAGGAAAAAACAUUGCUGGUCUAGCUGGUUUAGUGUUGAAAGCCCGACUGCCCGCUGCAACGUCGUGUAAGAAAUCAAUGUUUUCAUUUCUUAGGCGACAGUGUGGGGAACGAAGAAACUACCCUUUGAUAAUUCCCAUCCCCCAGAGUAACGAAAAAAUAAAAACAAAAACAAAAAAAAUAAGCAAAAGAAAUUGAAACGAUGCCCUGGCGAAUUAUGCAAAUAUUAGUAAUCGUAAUUAUAAUUAUAAUAGCGAUAGUAAUAACGGUAGUGAUAAUAAAUGAGAAAUGGAUUAAACGCAAAAAAUAACAAGACGAAACACUGCAGGCACACACGACACAACACAUACAUACAUGUAUACACACAGAAAAAACACAUGCAUAAAUGGUGCUAGGAUAACCCUGGUGCUGUGACAGUUGUUUCCAAACUUGACACGGAAAAUAGUAAUAAUAUCAACAACAACAAUAGUAAUAAUGAAUAUAAAACGAACGAACAGCCCGCUUGUCGUAAGUUCGUAGGAAUGAAAUGCUAUUUGACAGUAACAAAAAAUGGAAGAAAAAAAAAAAAUGUAUAUAUACUCUCUGAGAACUAAUUUACUUUUAAAAAUCUGAUAUCCCGAAUGAUUCCCACGGCAAUCAACGUAAUACUGUAAGUUAUCGAGAGAAUAUAUUUAUGUUGAUAUAGCAGGAAAUUGAAAAAAAUUGAAAAGUUAUUUAAAAAACAAUACAUUUUUUUACGAAUUGAAUAUUCACACAUAACAAUAAUUCAUGUCCAUAGUUUUCCAGAUGUGCAGCUAAAUACUUAAAUAAUUGAUGAAAGGAAGAAAAAUGAAAAUCCAAUUAAAAAUAAAACAAAUUUCUUACGAUAAUUGCUAAUUAAUAGACUUGACUGAUUACUUAAAAGAAAACACAACGUAACUAAUAAAAUUUAAGUCUAUUUAACAAAUGUAAUUAUUAUAAUUACAAAUUAAUUAAACAAAACAGAAAUGCUAGGUACUUCUUGUAAAUAAACACAUUUCUAAUUAGGUCUAUGACAUUACAAUACAUAAAUACAUACACAAAUAUACAUGUAUAUGUAUAUUAAUGAACAUAUACACAAUGUAUGUAUAUGUAAACCAGAAAGAUUGGGUACAUUCUUCUCUUUUCCUUUGGUUCUUUGUGACAUCAGUAGUUUUUUUCAUUCGAAUUUCAGACAUAACCGUGUUUCAUCUUCGACUGUUUUUGAUUUUUUAUUCAACUUUUCGGUCCAAUGUUUUACGAGAAACGACGAGCAAUAUUACUUUUAGCAAAACACAACGCCCCAUUUCGCCCUACAUGCGUGCAUACGAAAAUACCGUGGUGUACCCGUGUGCUCGCACAUUCACAGAAGAGAGAAAAUUUAAUAAUCAUAACAAUAA